GCGUGGUUAAAGGAAAGCAGAUCUACUCUAUGGCUUGUGGUAUUGUGUAGUGGCACAGUUUUGACACACCUGACGGCUCUCAACAUCUCUUCAGUCUAUUACCAAGAUGCAGAGGUGGGCUGUGAUCUGUUGGGCCCUCCUGGCCCUGGUUGGUGCUGAAGAGUGUCCAGACGGAGGGAGAUGUGAAGCAGGUGAAACCUGCUGCCAUGAUCCCAGGAAUGGCUAUGAGUGCUGCCCCUUUGAACAGGCAGAGUGCUGUGGGGAUCAUGACCACUGCUGUCCUGCACACACGAUCUGCAAUGCAGCCACAUCCAGCUGUGUGAACGCUACCGUGUCGAUCCCCUGGGUGGAAAGAACCUGCGCUGAUCAACCUAGACUUAAAUCUUUCAGGAUGAUCAAGGCGUACAUGGGGGAGGAUGAUGACAACAUCUGUCCUGAUCAGUCACGGUGCCCUGCUGAGUUUUCUUGUCUGAAGGCCUUGACAAGGUUUGGCUGUUGUCCCCUAGCUCAGGGAGUCUCCUGCUCCGAUGGGAAACACUGCUGUCCUGAGGGCCACCAGUGCAGCGUAGACAGCCGUUCCUGCAUCAAAAAAGAGGCUGUGACAACAGUCUUGUGCAAAGAUGGAGUGUCAGAGUGUCCAGACGGUAGCACCUGCUGUGAAAAUCCAGAGGGAAAGUGGGGGUGCUGUCCACUUCCACGGGCUGUGUGCUGCAGUGAUAAAGCUCACUGCUGCCCUGAGGCGACCACAUGUGAUCUCGCACACUCUAAGUGUAUUUCCCUAUCUACCAAAAAAGAGAUGCCAAUGUGGGCCAAGCUCCCAGCCAGGAUCAGAGCGGAGUGGGAGAAUCAAAAAGAGGGUGACCAUGUGACUGCACAAACGGUUCAUGAAGCUGGAACAGAAAAAAUCCCUCAAGUCCCCACAGCCAAUACAGUUUCUUCUUCUGUGGAGUCAUCUGUUACUAAGGCAGCUGGCGCCAAUGGUGUCCUCUGCAAUGCUACAACAGCUUGUCCCAAUGGCAACACCUGCACCAAAACUAAAGAUGGCUCCUGGGCAUGCUGUCCUCUACCUCAGGCCGUCUGCUGCGACGACCAUGAACACUGCUGCCCUACUGGCACCACCUGUGACCUGGACACAUUCACCUGUCAGGGCACCUCAGGCUCAGCACCCACGAAUGAGAAGAUCCCUGCAUUUUCUACUGCGGCACCCACUACAGUUUCAACUACAACCCAGGUAUCCAGCACAACGCAGGAGGAGAAAACGAUGGUGCCAGAGGUGCAGGAGGUAAUGGAAGAAACAGAGGGCAGGAUUUCUUGUGGCCCUCACACCAGUGCUAGCUGCCCUGAGCACACCACCUGCUGCUUCAUGGAAGCGUCUAAGAGGUGGGGCUGUUGCCCACUGCCUGAGGCGGUGUGCUGCGCCGAUGGGAACCACUGCUGCCCCACUAACUACAAGUGCAAUGAGGGUGCCACGUCAUGUAUCAAAGGGGAAGUCGUGAUCCCGUGGUACACCAAGAUACCAGCCACCAUCAGCGUCCAGGACGAUCCCGUCUCCGUGAAGUGCAGCAGUGUGGAUCAGUGUCCCACAGACACCACCUGCUGCCAGCUGUUGUCGGGCAAGUGGGGCUGCUGCCCACUCAAAAAUGCUGUGUGCUGCCAAGAUAUGGAGCACUGCUGCCCUCAGGGUUUUGCCUGUAACAUCGUCUCCAAGUCCUGUCAGAAGGUCAUCAUGCUGCAGCUGGAGACCAUCCCUUUGACACCGGUGUAUCUAUCUGAGUCCCAAGCCCAGGUCAGCCCAGGGAAAUAUGAAGACGUCCAGUGUGACAAUGAGACCAGAUGCAAAGACGGAGAAACCUGCUGCAGGACUUCCGCCACUACCUGGGGCUGCUGUCCACUUCCUAAUGCGGUGUGCUGCAGCGACAUGCAGCACUGCUGCCCUGCUGGCUACACCUGCUCUGGCGCAAGCUGCACCAUGAACACAGGGCUUGGCUGGGUCGCGCCACAGACCCAGCUCAUCCCGUUAAAACAAAAAGAUGUCCCGUGUGACGAUAAGACCAGCUGCAAAGACGGCCAGACCUGCUGCAGGGCUUCCGCCACUACAUGGGGCUGCUGUCCACUUCCUAAUGCGGUGUGCUGCAGUGACAUGCAGCACUGCUGCCCCGCUGGCUACACCUGCUCUGGCGAAAGCUGCACCAAGAACACGGGGCUUGGCUGGGUCGCGCCACAGACCCAGCUCAUCCCGUUAAACCAAAAAGAUGUCCCAUGUGACGAUAAGACCAGCUGCAAAGAUGGCGAGACCUGCUGCAGGACUUCCGCCACUACAUGGGGCUGCUGUCCACUUCCUAAUGCGGUGUGCUGCAGUGACAUGCAGCACUGCUGCCCCGCUGGCUACACCUGCUCUGGCGCAAGCUGCACCAAGAACACGGGGCUUGGCUGGGUCGCGCCACAGACCCAGCUCAUCCCGUUAAACCAAAAAGAUGUCCCAUGUGACGAUAAGACCAGCUGCAAAGAUGGCGAGACCUGCUGCAGGACUUCCGCCACUACAUGGGGCUGCUGUCCACUUCCUAAUGCGGUGUGCUGCAGUGACAUGCAGCACUGCUGCCCCGCUGGCUACACCUGCUCUGGCGCAAGCUGCACCAAGAACACGGGGCUUGGCUGGGUCGCGCCACAGACCCAGCUCACCCCGUUAAACCAAAAAGACGUCCCGUGUGACGAUAAGACCAGCUGCAAAGACGGCCAGACCUGCUGCAGGACUUCCGCCACUACAUGGGGCUGCUGUCCAACUCCUAAUGCAGUGUGCUGCAGCGACAUGAAGCACUGCUGCCCCACUGGCUACACCUGCUCUGGCGCAAGCUGCACCAAGAACACGGGGCUUCCCUGGGACUGGUGGUACAGAUCACCUGACAACAAAAAAAGAGCUCUAAUUCUGUAAAACAACAACAACAACAAACAUAGCUGACAUUAUUUUCUGCAUGCAUUAGACAUGCCUGAUAUAAGUGGACAGCUACCAAAUACAGAUCAUUGUUAUUCAAAGCACAACAAAGGGUACAGUUGAAACACUCCAUAGGUAACAUGGUUUUAAUUACUGUGUCAUCUGUUUCUGUGCUUCUGUUCUUCUGCAGUUGUCUGGUUUGCAAAUUGCACUUCAUUAUCAAUAAUCAAUAAACAGCUGUGCUUCUUUUGUAAUUCUGAAAGUGACAAACACGGGCUGCUGUGAUAUUCCACCUCAUAAACAGUUGAGUCUGAAGUUGAACUGUGUGACCUUCAUAAAACUAUAUGUAUAAAUAAAAAUAAAAAAAAUAUUUUGUGGCUUCAUAUCUAAUGGAUAAUUAUCUUUUUCCCGUCUGUUAAUUUAAGGCAGAAACCAAAUAAUUCAUGCUUGGUGCAACUUGACAUUUGAAUGUGACAGAUGUCUCUGCACUUCAAAUGAAACCAAUAAACAAGGGAUGACAACAUUAAAA
Messenger RNA from Mugil cephalus (flathead mullet), 3458 nucleotides. It is a transcript of the gene grna, whose product is annotated as granulin a. The coding region runs from base 107 to 2929 and encodes 940 amino acids. The record is from RefSeq and is a predicted model, not a curated record. Gene Ontology annotation, cellular component: extracellular region. The transcript has 17 exons. Lineage: Eukaryota; Metazoa; Chordata; Actinopteri; Mugiliformes; Mugilidae.